Rosa rugosa (rugosa rose) is the source of this 2684-nucleotide messenger RNA. RefSeq names its product protein FAR1-RELATED SEQUENCE 5-like. Gene Ontology annotation, molecular function: zinc ion binding; nucleic acid binding. The coding region runs from base 413 to 2572 and encodes 719 amino acids. The transcript is spliced from 5 exons. The record is from RefSeq and is a predicted model, not a curated record. Lineage: Eukaryota; Viridiplantae; Streptophyta; Magnoliopsida; Rosales; Rosaceae.
AGGAAAAGAGGAAGAACGACAGUUUGUUCUUGUACAAAGCGAGAAAACAAAACCCUUUCUGUUUCAUAUAAAUUGGAUGAUGUGAUUCAGGGUUUGUGUGAUUUGAAUUGGAUGAUUAUGUGCAAUAUUGACCAGGAUUGAGGAGGCGCCACAGGGAACAAAGUGAAGAGGAGAAAAGGAGAAGGAGGAAGAGCGCUGAAAAGGAGAAAAGGGACGUAAGAACUGGUUCAAUUUCUUCAGUACAAAUUUUUCUUUUGCUCUGAUAAAACCCUAAGUUGAAAAGGAGAAGACCGGAGGAAUGAAGAAUUGCAUUGAGGAAUGAUAGAUUUCCCAGUAUUCGUUGGACCAUCUUGGACUCUUGGUUACUUCCAAAGGACUUUUCUUUUCGUGUGUCAUCACAUACUUUUGAAGCAUGGAUGGAUCAUAUGAAUCUUCAAUGUGUAAUGGAAGUAACUGUAAUGAAAUGCAAUAUAAGGGAGUUCGGUAUGAUAAGUUGUCUACAGAAGAUCUUAAAGGGCAGGAGUUUAAGACUGUGGAGGAAGCUGAAUCAUUUUACAAUGCCUAUGCAAAGGCUAUGGGUUUUGGUGUUAGAAACGACUACAAGAGAUUAAGUAUACGCAUAACAGGGAGAGUCACUUCAUUGCGGUUGGUUUGUUCUGCUCAAGGGAAAAGAAGAGAAGAGUACAUGAGUAACAAGAAAAGAGUUCGCAGGCCAAAGAAAGAAACAAGAUUCAGUUGUCCAUGCUUGUUCAAAGUAAGGUACCGUUCGAAUAUUAAUGCCUAUAUUGUUGAUGAUUUCAUAACGAACCACUCACAUCAGCUUGCACAAGCACAUGAGUCGCAUCUUCUUCGAUCACACAGAUCAGUUGAAGAUCAACAUUUAGCACUGGCCACAUCUAUGCAGAGAGUGUCUGUUAAGCCUUGUCAUACAUAUGAAUACAUUGUUGAUAGAUCAGGAGGUUUUAAGAAUGUCGGGUUUAUUAUGAAGGACUUGUACAACAAGUUAGAUUCAAGACGCCGAGAAAUUUUACUUGAGGGUGAUGCAGAAGCUGCACUUGCAUAUAUGAGAGGCAAAGUUGCCACAGACUCGCAUUUCUACUGUAAGUUUAGCAUAGAUGAAGAUAAUAGGUUGGCGAAUAUGUUUUGGAGAGACUCUAAUUCUCUGGUGGAUUAUACUUGUUUUGGAGAUGUCUUGGUGUUUGAUAGUACCUACAAAACCAAUCCUUAUGAGAAGCCGUUAGUGUUGUUUGUUGGUUCAAACAAUCAUUUAUCAACCACAGUUUUUGGUUUUGCAUUACUCAUGGAUGAAACGAUUGAGACUUACACAUGGGUUUUGGAGACCUUUAUAUCGUCUAUGAAUAACAAAAGGCCUGUAGCUGUUUUGACUGAUGGGGAUGAAGCAAUGCGAAGGGCUAUUGAAGUGGUACUCCCUGGUUGUGCUCAUCGUCUGUGUACGUGGCACAUAGCAAAGAAUGCCCGGAGGCACCUGCGUAAGAACAGUGUAUUUUCUGAAUUUAGACGUUGUAUGUGGGAUGAAGUCACUCCAGAUGGUUUUGAAAAACGCUGGAAUGCUAUGGUUAACACACAUGGUCUCCACAAUAAGGAUUGGGUUAAGAUGAUGUAUGAAAAGAGGCAAAUAUGGGCAGAGGCAUUUAUUAGUGGCCAUUUUUUUGCCCGUAUGAGAAGCACGCAGAGAUGUGAGGGUAUGAAUAGCUAUAUGAAGGGUUAUCUGAAAAACGGUGUGAAAUUAUUUGAACUUAUUCCGGCACUUGAUAGGGCAUUGUUACGGCUUAGGAACAAGGUUGUGGAAGAGGAUUUUAAGUCCAAUAACUCUAGUCAUGUCCUUACUUCUUCACUUCGAAAAUUGGAACAUCAUGCAGGUACUAUGUUCACUGAUAGUGUGUUUGAGCAUGUACGUAACGAGAUUGAUGGGGUCGGCGAUUUAAUAACAUCUCGAACUAUGGUGUUUGGUUCAAGUCGUGUAUACUUUACAUCUAGUUACAAUAACAACAAGCAAGAGAUUGAGUACACGACGGUUUACUAUCCUGAUGAAAACAAUCCUCGUAUGGAGUGUUCAUGUAAGCUGUUUGAAUGUGAAGGCAUUCCAUGUUGUCAUAUAUUUAACGUUAUGAAACAUGAGCGUAUGAAUGAGAUUCCUUCAUCCUUAUUAAUGAAGAGGUGGACGAAGUCUGCAAAAUCUGAUACGCAAAUAUCAGUUCAUGAAGACAACGUCCCUAAUGAAGCUAUAGAAUUUGCCAGGUACGGCGAUUUAAAUUGUUUUGGAAGUAAACUGUGUUUUCUUGCAUCGAAAACAAAGGAGGGCACGGACAUCCUCAACAGAGAAUUCAUCAGAGUAGAGCCCAUACUAUUAGACUUGUGGAAGCAAGAGAAAGAAAAAAUUGUCACUCCAGAGCACUGCAGUAAUAUUAUAAAAGAUCCAAUCAAGGUGAGGACCAAAGGCACCCAAAAGACCACAAGUAUUAAAAAAUCUAGACAGUGUAGUUGGUGCAAGAACUAUGGACACACAAAAACGACAUGCCCGCAGAAAAAACGUCGACGAAAUAGAGCUUGAAACAUUUGAUUGAAACAGAGUAAUAAUUGUUUUCUGUAAACAAAGAAUUUUUCAAUUAUUGACCAACAGUUAUGGUCAAUCUAAUUUGUUAAUGUACAUUUUGUUUACAAUG